UUUUUUUUUUGUCUCUCUCUUUUUCUUUUCAACGAAUAAACAAAUCUUUUACCAAUGCAACGUAAAAGUUUAUGGGGUUCUUAUAAAGCACUUCCACCAAAGACUAGAAUAUGGCUAGGUGUUGGUGGUAUGGUGUUUGCUACCGCAGGUAUGGUUCUGUCAGAUUACAUUGAAGAAAAGCGACCAGCAACCGAAGCAGAAAAGGAACAAUUGGAAAUGAUUUCGCCAGUGACUGUAGUGGAUCAUGUACCAAAAGGUCAUUAAAGUGAUUUUUUAUGGAUUUAACUCCUCAUAUUAUGUAUAUACUUUUAGGUAGACACACCCACAUGAUCAAUCAAUUUAUAGAUAUCACAUUAUCCCUGAAAUACAAUAGUAAUAGUCUUCUUUUUAUUUUAUACUUUAUAUUCAUCAAUAAAAAUAAAAUUUGCAUUCCAU
This is a messenger RNA of Halteromyces radiatus, 435 nucleotides long. RefSeq lists its product as uncharacterized. The record is from RefSeq and is a predicted model, not a curated record. Lineage: Eukaryota; Fungi; Mucoromycota; Mucoromycetes; Mucorales; Cunninghamellaceae. The transcript is spliced from 2 exons. The coding region runs from base 55 to 264 and encodes 69 amino acids.